UUAUCGAAGCUAGAACAUGGGGUCGACGCUCCUUCUGUUCUGCCCACCUUGAUUCAGAACCACGCUCGCUUACAUCCCAUGUUCCGCAUCUGUUCAGGGUGUUCUGCUUAUCGCGUUCUCCGGAGUUUCAGUAGGCGUCAUGGGAGAGGAGAAUGCUGCAUCCGCGAAUAGCGUCACGGUGAACGUGAGGGUAUACAUGCACUGCGACGCCUGCGAAAGAUCGGUGCGCCGCACCAUCAAGAAAAUCGAUGGCGUGGAGACGGUGGAGGUGGACAGGGAGGAGAACAAGGUGAUGGUGACGGGGGAUUUCAAGGCCGAGAAGGUGCUGAGGAAGCUCAAGAAGAAGACCGGGAAGGAGGCGGAGAUUCUGCCUCCGGACCCAGAAGAAGAAAACCAGGAGGAAGAGAAGCAGGAGCCCGACGACGAUGCUUACGCUCCUUACGGUUACGGCCGUCCGGCGCCGGACAUGGACGCCGUUCUAGGCAACGAGUUCCAGAGGCCGCCGCGAUGGGACCUCCAUUAUUUCGACGACGAGAACACGGAAGCGUGUAGGAUCAUGUAGGGAGUAAUGCUAGAGCAGCAUCUGAUUUCGGGGCGGUAGUAUAUAUAUUCCUUGGUUCUCCUAACUUACAGGUAGUGAUGUAUUAUAACCAUUUCAUAUAUCAAAUUGGCCUAUUAGCU
Triticum urartu is the source of this 681-nucleotide messenger RNA. Its product is annotated as heavy metal-associated isoprenylated plant protein 20-like. Gene Ontology annotation, molecular function: metal ion binding. The record is from RefSeq and is a predicted model, not a curated record. NCBI's taxonomy places the organism in Eukaryota, Viridiplantae, Streptophyta, Magnoliopsida, Poales, Poaceae.